GUGAAAAGCAGCGAUUGUCGGAGCUGGAGGCUGUUAGUACUGAGCGGAGCCAGAGGUGGGGUUGGCUGCAGCUCCGGCGCUGACACUCGCCUCACUGCGCCCGGUCUUUGCAAGCUCCUGCAUAUAAUAGAGGCGAGAAUCUGCCAGCGUCUGUGCUAGUUCCAAGUCUUGGACAGAGCGGGCUUUUUGAACCGUUUUAUUCCCCCCAACAGAAAGUUGACAAUCCCUUGUGCACAGGGGUAGCUCAGGGAUUCUGUGCUAAAAUGCAGUAGCAACAGUGUCUUUGCCGUCAAUCGGGUCGGGCGGAUUACAAUGCUGAGGAGGAAGAGUUAAAGGUGAUGCGUACGGAGCUGGACUGGAGACGGAAGGGGAGUAGCCGGUGUCCACUGCUUGGAUUGAAAGACGCUUGGUUUUUGUUCUUGUUACUGCUCCCGGUUCAGAAGCACCGCGGAGAUGUUGGGGAAAGUGUCACUUGCUUGUUCCAGCAACUAAAUCAGAUGUAAUUGUGAAUCUCCUGGAUGAAGAUGGGAAGUGAAAUCUGCCUCCCCUUCAUUUGCUUUGUUGUUUAAAGACUGUGGGUCUGAUGUCGGGGUCUCUCUGCCCCUCUUUUCUAAUUUCAGAACUUAUUAAGAUGUUUUAAAAGCUGGGCAGAGUGUGUGAAGGCUCUUCAUUGCUGUAUUUUGCUGCCUGUCUCUGUGGUUUGACCCCUGACCUGUGGCUCCUGGUCACUUGGGGAAUGGGUUUGAUGAUGAGAAGCUGCAGGGUGCUCCCGGGUCGGCUCCUCCUGCUCGCCGCUGCUUUCCUCGUGGCCCCGGUUGCGGUCAGUGCCAGCGGAGAGUAUUGCCACGGCUGGCUGGACUCUCAGGGGACCUGGCACCAAGGCUUCCAGUGUCCCGAGCGCUUCGACUCGGGCUCGGCCACCAUCUGCUGCGGCUCCUGCUCCCUGCGCUACUGCUGCUCCAGUACUGAGGCCAGACUCGACCAGGGUCACUGUCACAACGACCAACCGGCGGUGAGCAGCGGCGAUGCGGCCGGCGGCGAGGGCAGGGACAGUGCUAACUCCUCAGCAGUGCCAAUCUACGUGCCUUUCCUCAUUGUUGGUUCUGUAUUUGUGGCCUUUGUCAUCGUGGGCUCAUUUGUGGCAAUCUGCUGCUGCAGGUGCCUCAAGCCUAAACAGGAACCACAACAGAGCAGAACCCCAACGGAAAAUCGCCUCAUGGAAACGAUCCCGAUGAUUUCGAGUUCUGGCAAUCCCAGAGGAUCCUCAUCCAGACAAUCCAGCACCGCUGCCAGCUCCAGCUCCAGUGCCAACUCAGGGGCCAGGGCCCCUCCUCUAAGAACACAGACAAACUGCUGUCUGCCAACAGAAGGGACCAUGAAUAAUAUAUACUUGAAUAUGCCACCUAAUUUCUCGGUGAUGAACUGCCAGCAAGCUCCACAGAUUAUGCCUCAUCAGGCUCAGUUUUUACACCCUCAGUAUUUGAGUUAUGCUGUGCAACAUGAUUCUUUGGCAAUGACCCCUACUCCUCCCUACAUAGAUGGACUGCAGAAUGGUUUCCGACAAAUGCAGACCCCCUUCCCUCAUGUUAGUGGGAAUACUGAACAGAUGAUGUAUACAACAGUAACUGUUUAGAAUGAUACUUCUCAAUUUUUGUAAUAUCUACAAUGAAAAGUUUAUUCCUUUAAAAUGUGAGAAGCAUAACUCAAUUUGAAACUCAAUUUGAGUUUUUUUAAAGCAAUUAGUUUGUCAACUGUAUCUCAGAUGAGAUGGCAAAAGCUUUUAUUAUGUGUACAAUGAAAACGUAUUUUUAAAUUUGCUACCCUGGCAAUGAUCCUGUGAAUAUUUGUGGUUAGCACUGUCAUGGUGAUGCUCCUGGGAGUAUAUCUGAUGGUUAAUGCUGCCCAGGUAAUGCUCUGGGAAUAUCUGGUGGUUAGUACCGCCUAGCCAAAGAUGUUGGGAGUACCUGAUGGUCAUUGCUAUUCAAUUGUUGGUUGGAAGCACUUGAUUGGUGAAUACUGUAACAGUAUACUGAUACUGAUUGGGAGUAUAACACUGGCCAUUGUUGCCCAGUGAUGAGUUGAGGAUGUAUAUGAUGGUCAGUUCUGUCUCAUUGAUGAUCGUGGCAGUACAUGCAAUUAGUUCUGUUACAUUGCUUAGAGCAGACAGUGUAACUGCACUAAUGAUUGCACAUUAAAGUUCAGAGUAGGAGUGGGAGAUUACAUUUUGACUUUGUUAAAUAGGCAACUUCUUAUUAGGUACUACACUGUCUGUAAAUCCAUCUCCCUCCAUCUACUCAGAAACAUACUAUUUCAUAAACCACAUGUUGAUUGUCAAUAUCUUACACUGGCCCAUCUCUACACAGCUGUUUCCAGAAAUAACCAAUCAAUUCCUGUUAAGAGUGCAAGGACAUUUUGGAUACUCCAAAUUUAAGUUUGUUGUAAAGGAUCACAAUUUAGUCCAAAACAAAGGAAAUGCAAAUACCUACAGAUGUUCAUGAAAAAUGGAUUUGAAUCUUAAGCAAUUUUAUCUCGAAAUUUUAACUGUGAAGCAAGCUAGCACCUUGGCUGCAGUCAUGGAAGGUCAUCACCUUUACAUGGCCAAUUCUGCUGACAGCAAUCUAUUCGUUAGUAUGGAAAAUGCCAUAAUUAGUUUAUUAUGUCCAUCUCUGAUAGUUUUGAAAUCAAUUCACUACAGUGUAAGGGAUCCAUGUUUGCCUUGAUUUUAUUCAACAACUAAAUGUGAUGGAAGUUUUUGUGUAACAACAAAUUAACGUGGAAUUCAUGGUGAGAUUAUGUCAAUUUCCACCUCCAUAAUGAUGGUUCCAUAAAUAUAAUUCAGCCAUCAUUCCCCAUUAAUUCAGAGAGUUUUCCAUAGAAAUCAGGUAUUUAGUUCAUUCCCAUUUAUUUCAAAUAAUUCAGAAAUUGUACCAGUAAUUUUACUUAUGUUGGUUGAUUUCUGAGAACCCUUACCAGUAGACUGCAGAUGGAUGUUCAAUUCAGAAUUGGUUUGUUUUGAAUGUUCAAAUAUUGAGAAUAUUUAAGUUACUUUAUGAUAUUCACAUUUCAACAAAAUGUUUAAAAGAAGUUCAAACAGAACACCUAUGUUUGUGCUUUUCGAAGUGAUAUUGUAAAACAUGGUAUGCAAGUUACAGAAGUAUACCUCCCUUAUUUUAUUGGUUGAUAUUGUGGUAGAAGUUAGACAAACAACUAUGAAGGAGCAACUUUUACACUGGAAUAUCUCGCCAGAAGAAUGAAAUAUAGACUAAUGCAUACCUUCAAUACUCCACUUUGUUUCAGCUUUUCUAGUGAAACGUACUGAAAUUCUGGGUAUGGAGAUUAUCCGUCAAAAGUUUGUUCUUAACACAAAUUCAUUAUUGUAAAGUUAACAAUUACCAUUUUUAAGACAGUGUAAUUAAUCUCUCGAGUAUCCAAGCAUCUAUUCAAUAUUUGCAUUGAAUGUGAAAACUAUGCAAACAAAAUAACUUAUGCAAGAGCAUCCAAAUGAUCUGUGUGAAGAUGACAAAGCAAUUAACUUGUACACCAGGGAAUUUGUUGUACUUGCUGAUGUAAGGUUAUAUGACGUGUAUUUGAAAAUUAAUUAUUUAUUCAGUAAUGUCAUCCUUAAUUGCUUUGCAUUCAACCAUAGUUAUAAACAGAAUGUGUUACUCUGUGGACAACUUUCUGACUGUAUUUUAGAGAAUUAUUGAAAAUAGAAGUGAAAAUAGAACUUCUACCUCUUGUUCCCUGCCCUCCUGCCUCUGACCAGUACCACACAACAUUUAUUGCAUUCUUCAGUGGAACAGUUGGUCCUCACAGCAGCUUUUUACGAAUAUGUUGUCCUUUCAUUAAUCACGUCUGUGUUGGAAGUCUAAAGUUUUGGUUUUCCUAUCCUCCAACUGAUGUUAGUAUAAUGAUUCCCCCUAGAAAAAAAAUUAAGUAAAAAAUGGAUGCAACCUCGGGUUAAGGGCUCAUAAGUGCCCAUUUGUUUUUUCUUUAUUUCCAAGAAUUUUCAAAUCAUUCCAGUUUCCCCUCUGUUCUGUAUUCUGCCCUAUCAAUGCACAAUGUGCUGUGAGGCGGUUUUUCGAUCCCAACCUUUUCCAGGUUUCAUUAGUGUUGCAUGUGCUAGACACAACAAUGUGUGAAAUCAGUACUGGCGCUAGGAAAGAGGAAGUCAAUCCUGGAUGCUGUGGUAGCUUGGGAUAUCGUGUGUUGAUACUCCAUCACACUGCACCUUUUGGACACUUGUUUGUGGUCACUUAAAAAUUCAGGGAAAAGUUAGUAUUUCAGAAUAUAACGAUGCUAGAAUACCGUCCUCUCAUGGAUUAAUGAUCAGCGAGUAAAACAGUCUUUUGAUUUAACCCAAAAUGAGCAGGAAGUUCUUGGCUCAGAGGACUGUACAGCUUCUGUUAGUUUUUUGGAACUGGAGUGACUAUAUUGGCUUUGAUCCAAUUUUCUGUUCCAUUUAGAAAGUUGGACCAACUUGCUAUAAAAGUACAGAGUCUCAUGAACCGUAGUGGUCAGUGUGCAUUUCACAUUGUGCUUAAUAAUUUGUCUGUGAAUCCCUCUCAGGUGCAACUGUUUGAUGCAGCAUUUUUGUAAUAUGGAAAUAUCAAUUUUAUCAUGUAGAAAUGUUACAAAAGAAAGAGAAACUGAAUUACACAGUGUAUUUCCCAAAGGCUAAUUAAUGUUGUACACAUUUUGUUUGUUUCUAAGAAAAAGACUAAGCCAAGUCUGUAAUAUUUCAAAGGACAUUUGUGUAUUUCUU
Messenger RNA from Hemiscyllium ocellatum (epaulette shark), 4765 nucleotides. Its product is annotated as protein shisa-2-like. NCBI's taxonomy places the organism in Eukaryota, Metazoa, Chordata, Chondrichthyes, Orectolobiformes, Hemiscylliidae. Bases 737 to 1633 code for a protein of 298 amino acids. The record is from RefSeq and is a predicted model, not a curated record. The transcript is spliced from 2 exons.